UCUUUUUGACGAAUUUAUAAAUAAUGGCAGCAUACAGUUUGAGCGAAAGGUUCUCCCGAGAUUCCAAAUACUACAGAUUUUACGAUCCAGGUGCUUACCAGUACGAUGAGAGCUGUAAAACAAAGCCAGCUCACGCCCCAUUUCUUUCCAAAACACCACGUAAGACUUUCGGUGCUGGACUAAUAUGGACACAUGCUAUUUAUGACGCUGAUAUUCCAUCUAAAAUUCCGAACUGUACUUCCAUGAUGUCUAAAAUUCCACGUUUUCCUUAUGAGGCUUUCAGUAAGGAAGAUCUUGAAGAAAUCCUUUGCAAAUGUGGAUUCCCAACACGUUGUCGAUGUCCUACAGAAGAAGAAGAUAAACCAAAACCGGAUAUCGUUUGUCAAGGUAAAGUGCCUAAACAUAUUAUAAAAGGAGUAUCACCUCGAACGUAUGGUGACAGUGGACUAUCAGCCCCAUCUACGGGUGACUAUGGGUUCGAAGUACGAAGAGAUGGUUUUCAAAAGAGAUUAAAGAAGACAGUUUCAGAUAAAUCACCUCCAUUUUAUGAUGCAAGAGUAAUAGAAUCAACAAUGUUUUAUCAAGGAUGUAAAUGGAGUAAGUGGACUGGCACUAGAGCAAGAAAGGCUUUAGAGCAAAGUCCUGGACCAGCACAUUACACAUUGGAGAAUCAGCCUACUGAAUUUGAAAAAUAUGCUGAAAAAUUUAGAUCUCAGAAACGUAAAGAAGCAAAACAAUACAGAUAUAUAGAGAUGGUUCAAAGGAGAAAUAUUCUAGAAAAUGCACCUGGACCGGCAUCGUAUUCUCCCACGUUGCCGAAAGGUAGCGAUUUACAAGAAAUAGGACCUAAGGCUGACAGAUUUACCUCAGCAACACAUGAAGUUUGCCCCGGCCCAGCCGAUCAUAACCUUAAAAGGGAUUUUGAACCACCACCAAAAUUAGAUACACCCUGUCGUGCAGUUUUGCCUGAACUUGCUUGUUUUGGUGUAAAAGACCAAAGAUUUAAACCACGCAAGGAAGAAGGCCCUAGUCCAGCUAGUUAUUGUGCAACAUAUAAGCCAUGUCUGAUUCAAACAUGUUCAACAGCACCUUUUGGAUCAUCUACAAAAAGAUUUAAAACUAUUCCAUUAGACGAAACCGAUGAGAAUGAAAUCCAUGUAAAUGAUUGUGAUCAACCGCAGGCUGAAAAAGUAGAAGAUGUCGAUCCUUACCCUCAUCAUACGUGGGUAUUUAAAUCAAAAACAGUACGUAUUAAACCACAUUUUAAAAGUUGGAAUGAACCGAGCCCUGCAGAUUUUAUGCCGAUGCAACUGAAAUCAAAACGACCGUCGCAUCUGCAAUAUCUUUCCCCAUUUUGUUCAUCGAACGGUCGUUUUCAACCAUGGUACAAUUGGAUACCUGUAUUUGGAAAAUUAGUCACGCCUGGUCCGGGUUACUACAGUGCAGAAAAAUCCAAAUGUUAUCCAGCAGUAAAUCGUGGUCCCCUGUAUCGAGAUAAACGUUUCCGAUCACCUUUGUUUGAGACUCCGGCUCCAUGCGCAUAUAAUGUAAGGGGUGGCAUUGACACUGUUUUAGAUACUUACAAUGUAAAAUUAAAACAUAAUAUCGAAAACCAGUAUACAUUUCAUAGUGAUAUAGCCCCUGAACGGAAAGUAUUAACUUUAGAAGAAAAAGAAACAUUGCUUAUGAAUAAAUGCAUAGCAUUGUGUGAAGAAUCAAUUAAUGAAGUAUCUUCUUUGCCACCCCAGGAAAAGAAAUGUGAUAUUAUAACAAAACACGCAAAGGACAAGGAAAAAAUAUUACGCUACUUUUUAUACAAGCAUCAAAUGCCUAUUAUGUAA
Messenger RNA from Cydia amplana, 1841 nucleotides. RefSeq names its product sperm-tail PG-rich repeat-containing protein 2-like. The record is from RefSeq and is a predicted model, not a curated record. The transcript has a single exon. Lineage: Eukaryota; Metazoa; Arthropoda; Insecta; Lepidoptera; Tortricidae. Bases 24 to 1841 code for a protein of 605 amino acids.